AGAAGGUGCAUAUUUUACGCACCAAUUAUACCGAGUGUAAUCAAAUCUCUACAUGCCUAUAUCAAAUGCCUUUUAUACCGAGGUUCUUUUGAAUUGACCCAUGAGACUCGGCAAAUCUGCAGCGAGGCAGAUCCUCAACCCUUGAGCUAUCACAACACAUAUUUUCCUUCCUCCUGUGUACUUGUAUCAAAUUAUCCUACCUACGUCAGAUUUCCUCUGUAAAUUCGAAUCACCACACAGGCGACAGCGGUUGUCUGGUCUCCCUACGGUUAACCGGCCUCCCGAAGCUCACCGCCGAACUCGGCGCGUUCAUCAUGUCCCAGACGUUUACAACGAAAGAUGUUGCCGAGCACAAAGACGAGAAGAGCGGCCUGUAUAUAAUUAUCGAUAGUAGCGUUUACGACAUAACGAAUUUCCUUGACGAGCACCCAGGCGGAGCGAAAAUCCUGAAGCGCAUGGCUGGCAAGAAUGCGACGAAACAGUUCUGGAAAUACCACGGCAAGGGUGUCCUCGAGAAAUAUGGCGAUAAGCUGAAGGUUGGAGACUUAGCAGAGACAGCAAAGCUAUAAAUACAAAUGCGAAAAAGGUUGCCUCGAAGAUGCGGUUCCGGCAGCACGGGGGCCUGUGGGCUAUAUAUAACCAGCGACCUCAGGCAGAGAGGGGUUCGGAUAAAUAAGUGACGACAUGCUACCAUGCAUUUUAGAUCGCACAAGAGUGGUAGGGGCUGUUAGCACUCGAUACUGUCUUGGAAAUCAUCGCCGUCCUUACUAGAGCUGUCUUUACGACCCUUUAAUGAUAUAGAUAUCUUCGAUUCCUUUCCCUGCUGGGAUGGUUUAUCUUGUAGUAUCACGUCUCAUCAAACUGCGGACAUAUCCUACUCCA
Durotheca rogersii is the source of this 882-nucleotide messenger RNA. Its product is annotated as putative cytochrome b5 protein. NCBI's taxonomy places the organism in Eukaryota, Fungi, Ascomycota, Sordariomycetes, Xylariales, Xylariaceae. The record is from RefSeq and is a predicted model, not a curated record. Gene Ontology annotation, cellular component: membrane; intracellular membrane-bounded organelle. Bases 315 to 569 code for a protein of 84 amino acids. Gene Ontology annotation, molecular function: heme binding. The transcript is spliced from 2 exons.